UGAAGGUCUUAUUAGGGAAAAAUAAGAUGUGUACAUAAAUAUUUGUCCUAUGAAUAAAAUUGACAAUGAAAGAUAGGGGAAAAGAAGCUUAUUGGUGACCUAUAGGGCCCAUAGAGGAUCAUCGCUUUGGGCUUUGCUUGACAAGAAAGCAGCAUAUAAACAAAAGGAAAUGGAAGAAAUUCCAAGCAGUCCCCUCCAAGCAGUCCGAAAAUCAAUGUCAAUGAUAUACAACAGUGAGUGGAAGUCUCUCUCUCAACUCAAAAUGGACGGCGGCGGCGUUUCGAAGGCAGUGGCGGUGGUGGCUUGCGCCGCCAUGGCGUUGUUCUACGUUGCAAUUCUCUAUGCCCCGACUCUAAUCCUUCGUCUUCCUCCUCCCCCUUCCUUCAAGAACUUCAUGAUCCGACGGUUCAUAUGCGCCGCUAUUUCUUCCGUCGUCUCCGUUGUCGUCUCUGCUCUUCUCCUCCCUAUGAAAAGCAGAGAGGCAUCAUCUCUGUUAGGUGUAUACGGCAUCCGAAUGGACCAUAUUUGGCAAGCUGUGAUCUUUCCUCUUACAUUGACUGCUCUUAUGUACGGUGGAUCCUUGGUCCUCAAGUCUCUAUUAUUGAUGAGUGCGUUGAGGGAACACAUGAAUUUUGGUGGAGGCCUUUCGUUCAACAAUAUCAAAAAUUUAUCCGAAGAGAUUGUUGCCUGUUCGCGUUCAAUAGCUUCGGAUGUUUUGGUUUGGCGUACUUAUGUUGUGGCCCCGCUUACUGAAGAGUUGGUGUUUAGAGCAUGUAUGUUACCUUUACUUCUCUGCGGAGGAUUCCAAAAGUCCACAGUCAUCUUUCUCUGCCCCAUUUUCUUCAGCUUGGCACAUUUAAACCAUCUAAAGGACGUCUAUAGCAAGCAAAACUACAACUUGACCAAAGCCGUCCUGGCUAUAGGUCUCCAGCUUGGCUAUACCGUUGUCUUUGGCUCCUAUGCAUCUUUUCUCUUCAUUCAAACUGGACAUUUUCUUGCUCCUUUAGUUGCUCACGCAUUUUGCAAUUUUAUGGGACUGCCUGUGCUAGUUUCACGGGGAAAAGGGAUAGUAAGUGUGGCAUCUGUAGCUGGAAUUGUGGGUUUCCUGUGGCUUCUUUUUCCAAUGACUCACCCAGAGUUGUAUAACGAUAGAACAGAUAAUUGCGUAUGUUGGCAAGGAUAUUGUUCUGGGAACUAAGCCUGUGAAAUCUUCAGAGUAAAUAGGUUUGUUUAACCUAAAAUCUUUUGUAGCAUGAUUCUGUAUAACAUGGAUGUUGUUUCUUCAGCUAUAAAAAAAGAAAAAAAAAGAUUAUAUCAUCAGCUCCGGGAGAGAUAAAUACGUAACAAACACUAAUUGUUUAGCUUAUCGUUUUCUAGACUUGAAAAGAAUCUCAACUAGUUCUAUCUUUCUAGAAUUCCAAAUUAUUCACUUUCUGAAGGUGGUAUUGCAACUUUAGGCCUUUUCUUUUUUGAAUUACUCUUCCUUGAUUAUUUUAUGUUUGGACCACAUUCUUUACCACAAAAAAUAAUGAGAUAGUGAGUUAAUCUACAUUGAAAUUUUACUCUUUUUUUGUAUUAUUUAUUUUAAUUUUUCUGGUUUAUACUGGUGUUUAGUGCUUAAUGCUUACAAGAAUCAACUUCCAAAUGGUUUAUUAGGGAAAUUAUUAGUUGCACUUUCAUUUUUUCCUCUUACCCUAGAAAUAUCUUAAAUUUUCUAUGAAGCUUGCAAUAAGAUCAGGGAGGCUAGAAUGAGGGGUUAUAAAGAGGAGGUUCUUAAUAGCCGUCUGAUUUAUUGCAUAAUUAUUAUUGAACUAUUAGAUUGUCCCUCCUUAUAGAAUUCUUGCAUUAUAGAAGCUCCCACAAUAGAUUGCCCGAGCCUUCAUAUAGAUCUCAAGUGGUCUCUCUGUCCAUCAAAGCUGGGCCCUGGAUUAACUUGGGUUUGACCGUACAUAGUUGAUCAAUCAACAAGUAGGGUUGAACUGGUCCAUCAUCAACUAAAUGCACAGCCCACAAUCUAUUAAUCCACGGGCUACACACCAAUGGCUCUUUUGGAAGUUAACGUUUUCAUGGGCCCACUUUCUUUUUUAUUUUUUUAAAUAAAUAUAAAUAAAUAAAAUUGUCGGCAUUCUUUACCUAUGUCAUUGUUGCUGAAAUUUGCCAACAUUUGUGAGGGAAAAAAAAAAAAAA
Messenger RNA from Prunus persica (peach), 2187 nucleotides. Its product is annotated as CAAX prenyl protease 2. Gene Ontology annotation, biological process: CAAX-box protein processing. The record is from RefSeq and is a predicted model, not a curated record. The transcript has 8 exons. NCBI's taxonomy places the organism in Eukaryota, Viridiplantae, Streptophyta, Magnoliopsida, Rosales, Rosaceae. Bases 170 to 1198 code for a protein of 342 amino acids. Gene Ontology annotation, cellular component: endoplasmic reticulum membrane. Gene Ontology annotation, molecular function: metalloendopeptidase activity.